Molecule: messenger RNA, 6804 nt
Organism: Pocillopora damicornis (cauliflower coral)
Lineage: Eukaryota; Metazoa; Cnidaria; Anthozoa; Scleractinia; Pocilloporidae
Product: echinoderm microtubule-associated protein-like 6
Molecular function (GO): microtubule binding
Source: RefSeq, a predicted model, not a curated record
GUCAAGAAUGAAGUUUUGGCGCGUGGUUUGGUUGCGAACGGAUGGCACGGUCUAGCAGCAUUGUGAGAUAAAAUGACAGAUAGAACUGCUCCGAGCUCGUCGCUAAAACUAGAAUGGGUAUACGGUUACAGAGGACAUCAAUGCCGCAACAAUCUCUACUACACCUCGUCGAAAGAGAUCGUGUACUUCGUGGCAGGAGUCGGUGUGGUUUAUAACACUAGGGAAAACUCUCAGCAAUUCUUUCUCGGACACAACGAUGAUAUUAUUAGUUUGGCAUUACAUCCUGAGAGACAAUUGGUAGCAACUGGACAGGUCGGCAAGGACCCAUAUGUCUGUGUUUGGGAUUCAAAAACAUGUCAGACAGUUUCCAUAUUGAAGGAUGCUCAUCAACGAGGAGUUACCUGUUUGGCGUUCAACAAUACUGGCACACUUCUUGUGUCAGUGGGUUUAGAAGACUACCACCUGAUAGCUGUUUGGGACUGGAGAAAAGGGAGAUCCUUGGCAUCUGUCAGAGGACACACUGAUCGAAUCUUUGACAUUCAGUUUAACCCUUACCAAGAAAACUUGCUGGUGAGCUGUGGUGUGAAACAUAUCAAGUUUUGGACCUUGUGUGGAAAUGCUCUCAAUCCUAAAAAAGGAGUCUUUGGUAAAGCUGGCGAGAUUCAAACAAAUCUGUGUUUAGCAUUUGGUCCUAAUGAUGUAACAUACUCUGGCACUCUGAGUGGAGAGAUCUACAAAUGGAAAGGUCACAACUUAUCUGGAACUAUUCCAAAUGCACAUAAUGGAGCAAUAUUUACAAUGCAUGGAAACAAUGAUGGAUAUGCAACAGGAUCCAAAGAUGGAACUGUUAUUCUGUGGGACAACGGUUUUAAACCAAUCACGAAACUAGAGAUGAUCAACACUCCUGUUGGCUAUGAAGGGUUGUCUGUGCGAAGUGCAUUCUGGAUGGGUGAAAAAAUUCUUGUUGGUACAAAUGCUGGUGAAGUAUUUGAAGUUAUUGCUACCGAAAAGGAUAAACCAAAAACCAUUGUGCAGGGUCAUGCUGAAGGAGAAUUGUGGGCUUUGGCUGUGCACCCAAAGAAGCCAAUGUUUGCUACAGGCAGUGAUGACAGAAGUGUUAGGUUAUGGAGCAUGUCAGAUAUGACUCUUCUGGCUAGAACAGAUUUGGAUCAGAAAGUGCGUUCAUUGGGUUUCAAUGCUGAUGGUAGCCAUCUGGCUGCAGGGCUUGGUGAUGGGUCAUUCAUGGUUCUAAAAGCAAGGGAUCUUUCAGAAGUAACUCAUAUAAAAGACCGCAAAGAAGUCAUCCAUGAAUUGAAGUACUCUCCUGAUGGACAACAUCUGGCGGUGGGAUCUAAUGACAACUUUGUGGAUGUCUACUCUGUCGCGCAGCGUUACAAAAAAGUUGGAGAGUGCAAAGGCAGCUCUAGUUUUAUCACACAUUUAGACUGGUCUAUGGACAGCAAAUACUUGCAAACCAACUCUGGUGCCAGUGAGAGGUUGUUCUUCAAGAUGCCAAGUGGCAAGCGUAUUGCAAAUAAAGACGAAGUGAAGGCAAUUCACUGGGCUACAUUUACUGGUGUACUAGGAGUGGAAGUGAAUGGAAUCUGGGAGAAAUACACAGAUACAAACGAUGUUAAUGCUUGUGAUGCCAGCUUCCAGAAUGAGGUCUUGGUUACUGGAGACGACUUUGGUCUCGUAAAGCUCUUUAGAUUUCCUUGUCUAAGAAAAGGUGCUAAAUUUAGGAAGUAUGUUGGACAUUCUGCACACGUGACAAACGUGCGAUUUUCACAUGACAUGAUGAGAGUGAUGAGUGUCGGCGGUGGGGAUCACGCAAUCUUUCAGUGGCGUUACUUGCCUGACGGGUCACGUGACGAUGGCGAUGACGUGGAUGGAGGAGCGUAUUUAGAAUCUCACAGUGACGAGAGUGACUCGGAAGCAUCUGAUGCUGAUGAACUUGACAGUGAUAUUGAAAAUGAACGCCAAAUUGACUAUGGCAGAACACUGUAUCGUGAGGACUUACCAGCCUUGAAAGAAAGAUUGAAGCUCUCGAAAGAAGAACAGCAAAAGGAAGACAGUGUACCGCGACAGAGGCCUCCCAGUCAGGGCUUGAGAUUGGAGUUUGUGUUCGGUUACCGAGGGUAUGACUGCCGUAAUAAUCUGUUCUACACUCAGAGCGGUGAGAUUGUGUACCACGUGGCUGCUCUUGGGAUUGUGUACAACCGUGACGAUCAUAAGCAGAGGUUUUAUAAUGCGCACACAGACGACAUCCUCUGCUUGUGUAUACACCCUGUGAGAGACGUGGUGGCGACCGGGCAGGUGGGACGCGACCCCGCUAUCCACGUAUGGGAUGCUGUGAAGAUGGAGACCUUGGCCAUUCUUAAGGGGCAACACGAGAGAGGGGUCUGUGCUGUCGACUUUUCAGGUGACGGGAAGAAAUUAGCGAGUGUAGGACUUGAUGAUAACCACGUGAUUGUGGUAUGGGACUGGAAAAAAGGAGAAAAAUUAGCAACAACAAGGGGACACAAGGACAAAAUAUUUGUCAUCAAAUGGAAUCCCCAAAACCCAGAACUUCUUGUGACAGCUGGCAUGAAGCAUAUCAAGUUCUGGACACAGACCGGAGGCGGUUUCACUUCCAAGCGAGGAACAUUCGGCAGCGCAGGGAAAGCCGAGACUAUGAUGUGUGUCACUUAUGGAAAGAGUCCUGAUUUGGUGUACUCUGGUGGAGCCAGUGGAAAAGUGUACAUAUGGCAGGGAAAUGCUCUGCAAAACUCGGUCCAGGCCCACGAAGGACCUGUGUUUGCUAUGCAAGUGCUAGAAAAGGGUUUUGUGACCGGUGGAAAAGAUGGUACUGUAGGCUUAUGGGAUGACAAUUUCUCCCGCUGUUUAAAGAGUUACAAGGUCACUCGCACAAGUCUUAGUCCGGGUCCACCGGCUUCAAUUUUACUGGAAGAUGUUCCCCCUAUCCGUGCAAUAACACUUGGACAGGGGAAAAUUUUAGUGGGCACUAAAAAUGGCGAGAUUAUGGAAAUUGAAAAGAGUGGACCUAUCACAGUUCUAAUCCAGGGUCAUCUGGAAGGUGAGUUGUGGGGCUUGGCCUCCCAUCCAGCCGAGGAGCUCUGUGCGACAGUCAGUGACGAUAUGUCAGUGAGAGUCUGGGAUCUAGCUGCCCAUAGGUUAAAGAAUGUCCGUAAACUGACGAAGCCCGGUAGGAGUGUAACGUAUUCACCUGAUGGAAGAGUCUUGGCUGUUGGAUUUAAAGACGGUAGUUUUCAAGUCGUCGACUCAACAACCUUGGAUGACAUCGUCGGGUUUCACCACAGAAAGGAAGAAAUUUCAGACAUCAAGUUUUCACCUGGUCAAGGUAAAUAUUUGGCUGUAGCGUCACAUGACAACUUUGUUGACAUCUAUAAUGUGCUGAGUAGCAAACGAGUUGGUAUCUGCAAAGGGAGCUCAAGCUACGUCACUCAUGUGGACUGGGACUCGAAAGGGAAGCUUCUCCAAACAAACUCUGGCGCUAAAGAGCGCCUGUUCUUUGAGGCACCUCGCGGUACACGCCAAGCUAUUGUCUCCAGUGAAUCCAAGAAGAUCGAUUGGUCCACUUGGACAAGUGUUCUUGGGGACGAUUGCUCGGGAAUAUGGCCGCCCCACUCAGAUAUCACUGAUGUGAACUCAGUCGAUUUAACAAAGGACAAGAAGAUUUUAGCCACUGGAGAUGAUUUUGGGUUUGUGAAGUUGUUUGAGUAUCCAGUGCAGGGCAAACACGCUAAAUUUAAAAAAUAUGUUGGACAUUCUGCGCAUGUGACAAACGUCCGUUGGACAAGCGAUGACGGCCACUUAAUCUCUGUGGGUGGAGCCGACACGUCUGUCAUGGUGUGGUCACAUGCUCGAGCCCAUGAAAGUGAGGACACGGGCGGCGAUAGCGAUGACUCGGACACAGAUUCGGAAGAGGAAGGAGGCUAUGAUAGUGACGUAGAGAAAGAGAAGAAUCUUACAUACGAGGACAAGAUUUAUGCAAAUCCGAUACGAACCACAAAAGGUGUUAAACCACACCUCAGGGAUAGACAGGAAGACGAGGAACACAGACCCGCGGUAAGUCGGGGCUCCAAAGCUCCUCCAAAGGUGAGGCAGUUGGAUCGGCAGAGGGACUCGGGAAAAAAGAGAAGAACCCAGCCCAUCCAGGAACUUAGUUUGGAAUUCAUUCAUGGUUACCGAGGUUUCGACACCAGAAAUAACUUACACUACCUCCCUGAGGGGGACAUUGUGUACCAUGCUGCUGGAGCAGGGAUUGUACUGAGCACGGCUAAUGGUGUACAAUCAUUUUACCUCGAACAUACUGAUGACAUCAUCUGUUUGACUGUCAAUCAACAUCCUAAGUAUAAGAACAUUGUAGCAACUGGCCAGAUCGGUACAGAGCCGUGUGUGCAUGUAUGGGAUGCCGUGUCCAAGGAUACGUUAUCUGUUAUUCAAGGAUUUCACACUAAGGGAGUUUGUGCGGUGAACUUCAGCUGCAACGGCAAGCUUUUGGUCACUGUAGGAAUUGAUGCUGCGCAUAGCAUUGCUGUGUGGAAAUGGGCCGAAGGAACCAAACUCGCUAGUUCACACGGUCACACAGACAGGAUCUUCGUUGCUGAGUUCAGGCCUGACUCCGAUAGUCAGUUUGUCACGUGUGGUGUUAAACACGUCAAAUUUUGGACUUUAGCCGGCGGGCAGUUAGUGGGGAAACGGGGGGUCAUAACCACCCCCCAGCAGGGGGAAGGAGAUGAUUCUCAACUACGGAUGCAGACUAUGCUGUCAGUUGCAUUUGGAGCGGAAAACUUGACAUUUACCGGAGCCAUGAACGGAGAUGUAUUUGUAUGGCUGGGUCAUAAGCUCGCGAGGGUGGUAAGCCGAGCGCACAAUGGACCCGUGUUCGCGAUGCACACGACACUUAGGGAUGGACUCAUAGUGAGUGGUGGGAAGGAAAAAGGGAACACCAAGGAAGGCGUUGGUAUCAAACUGUGGGAUCAAGAGAUGAAGCGGUGCCGCACGCUAUCCCUGGGUCCAGGUCCCUGUGUUGUCCGGUCAGUCUGCAGAGGCAAGGGUAAAAUCCUGGUUGGCACAAAAGGCAGUGAAAUAAUUGAAAUCACAGAGAAAGCAGCUACCUCACAGACUCUAGUCCGUGGUCAUGGUGAGGGGGAGAUCUGGGGACUAGCCUGCCAUCCGGAGAGAGAAGUAUUUGUGACAGCAAGUGAUGAUCAGACAGUGAGACUUUGGGACGUGGCCAGUAAGACUAUGGUAAAGAUGGCUUCACUGGGUUUCGCCGCUCGUUCGGCGGCCUUCUCUCCUGACGGGGAGUUACUUGCUGUUGGUCUGAAAAAUGGCGCCUUUGCUCUAUUGAAAACCGCUGAGCUAAAGGUUGUGGCGCAGAAGCGUGAUCGUCACCAAGCUAUUCAAGAUAUCAGAUUUAGUCCAGAUGGUAAAUACCUGGCAGUUGGAUCAGAUGACAGCUGUGUUGACUUCUAUGAGCUUCGCGAAGGACGACCUCUUUCACGUGCUGGUUACUGUAAGGGAAUCCCUUCUUUCGUCACUCAGAUGGACUUCUCUGCUGAUGGCAGGUUCAUUCAGGUUUCCACGGGCGCUUAUGAGCGUUUAGUGUUCACUGUCCCAAGUGGAAAUCCCUUAAAGGACAGAAAGGAAAUCAACAGAAUUACUUGGGCCUCAUGGACGAGUGUUCUUGGUAAUGAGGUCAUUGGUGUUUGGCCUCGUAACGCUGACAAAGCAGACGUCAACUGCGCCAAUCUCUCAUCCAGCGGUCUCUCGCUUGCCACCGGUGAUGACUUUGGUUUUGUGAAACUGUUUGAGUUCCCUGCCUCAGAGAAAUUUGCUCCCUUCAAGCGGUAUGUGGGCCAUUCCGCUCACGUGACUAAUGUGCGAUUUACAUGUGAUGACCGAUACCUGAUAAGUGCAGGGGGAGAUGAUUGCAGUGUCUUUGUUUGGAAAUGUACGUAACCGCGUUCCCAGCAAAGGUGGCGGUCUCGUAAAACUCGAUAAAACUCAGUCAGUUGAAAGAGCGGAAGACAACAACUAUAAGAAGAUUCAUCUCCGAAAGUGAAUUAAUUGGCUCGUUGAAAUUGAGGGGUGUUUUGCGCUGUUCAACCUCAAACUCUGGUUAAGUUGACGGUGUACGUCGGAGACAAAAUAUUUGUUUAGCGCGAGCUUUUAAUCAGAGAUAUGUGGCCCGAUGAUGUCACGACUUUCGAAGAACUCUGCAGUGCUCGUUUUCAGAUGAGCAUAGACUAAAGUUCGAAAACGAUUUAAGAUUUUUUUCCUGCAAUUGCGCACGAACUUUUCCCUGAUGUGGGAAUGAUAUUAGAAGCAAAAGAUCAGAAUUGCUUUGAGAUUUCUAACCGUCAUGCAAUUGGGUUAAGUUCUUUUAGUGAAAACAAAGAGGGAAAAUCUGGAGUGUUUUGGAUCAGAACAUUGAGGGGCAGCCGAUGAUAUCGGAGAAUAUGCCCGGGGCUUUCCACGAUGCUACUGGAGACGAGUUGUGUCAAGUUCUCUGCACCAUUUUGAUUGUUGUUGUUGUUUUUUAUCUCAAGGGCUGAGAAGAAUUUAGUUGUAGAUUUGCGAUGUUUCCAAGUCUUUUUGCCUGAAGUCGACAUGAAAAAGUCGUAUCUUUGGUCUUUGACAAAUUACUUCGUAAUUAAAUGGAAGCACAUUUCCGCACAGUGAGUUCUACAGGGUCUUGCCUUAAAGAGGAAAGGAAAAUAAGGAGGAAAGGAAAUAAUAAAAGGCCUUGAGGGCAAAAUAAAUCACAAAACAUGA